Epinephelus moara (kelp grouper) is the source of this 4937-nucleotide messenger RNA. It is a transcript of the gene mier1b, whose product is annotated as mesoderm induction early response 1b, transcriptional regulator. Bases 76 to 1638 code for a protein of 520 amino acids. The record is from RefSeq and is a predicted model, not a curated record. Gene Ontology annotation, cellular component: nucleoplasm. Gene Ontology annotation, biological process: negative regulation of transcription by RNA polymerase II. Gene Ontology annotation, molecular function: transcription corepressor activity; histone deacetylase binding. NCBI's taxonomy places the organism in Eukaryota, Metazoa, Chordata, Actinopteri, Perciformes, Serranidae. The transcript is spliced from 13 exons.
GAUACUGCAGGUGGGCGGGGCUCUACAUCCGGGAACCUCCGCUAACCCCUGACGUGACCCUGCAGGAUUGCAAACAUGGCGGAGCCCUCCCUCGGGAAUUCGAGCCCAGGAGGUUCAGCAGGUUCCGAUGACCAUGAUUUCGACCCAUCAGCAGACAUGCUUGUCCAUGACUUUGAUGAUGAACGCACCCUGGAGGAAGAAGAAAUGUUGGAAGCAUCAGACGAGACCAAUGCCAACGAAAUUGAAGAUCUUGCACGGGAGGGGGAGAUGCCCAUUCAUGAGCUGCUGAGUCUGUACGGUUAUGGGGGCGGUUCACCAGCAGAUGAGGAUGAAGAGGAGGAGGAAGAACCCGAGGAAGAGGAAGAUGAUGAGGAAGAGGAUGAGGAAGAGGACUUAGACAAUGAUGAAAGCAGUAGAAGCACUGGCGAGUUAAAAAGAAAUGAGGGUGAGGGUGUUAAGGUCUCAUCAGGACAGGGGGAUGAAGCCCAGGUGCCCUCUGAGGUCCGCACACGCUCAGUCAGGUCCCUUGGUACAGCAGAACUCAUUCGCCCCCAGAAACUCAAGUACUUUGAAAGUAAUAAUGAUGCAGAGGAGGAGUCAGAUGAAGAUGAGGACUACGUUCCAUCUGAAGACUGGAAAAAGGAAAUCAUGGUCGGUUCCAUGUAUCAGGCAGAAACUCCUGUUGGCCUGUGUAAAUAUAAAGACAAUGAAAAGGUUUAUGAAAACGAUGACCAGUUGUUGUGGAACCCUGAGUGUCUUCCUGAAGGCAAAGUGGUGGAGUUCUUGACUGAAGCAUCGAGGCGGACAGGAGAGGAGAAAGGAGUGGAUGCAAUCCCAGAGGGGUCCCAUAUCAAAGAUAAUGAACAGGCAUUGUAUGAACUAGUGAAAUGUGACUUUGACACAGAGGAAGCUUUAAGAAGACUAAGGUUUAAUGUAAAAGCAGCCAGAGAGGAGCUUUCUGUCUGGACUGAGGAGGAAUGUAGAAAUUUUGAACAAGGACUAAAAGCUUAUGGCAAAGACUUUCAUUUAAUACAGGCCAACAAGGUAAGAGAAGAAGUGAGAACUAGGUCUGUAGGAGAAUGUGUGGCCUUUUAUUACAUGUGGAAGAAGUCUGAGCGUUAUGAUUUCUUUGCACAGCAAACCAGACUUGGGAAAAGGAAAUACAACCUUCACCCUGGUGUCACAGACUACAUGGACAGAUUACUGGAUGAGACGGAGAGCGCAACGUCCAGCAGGGCGGCAUCGCCUCCUCCCACCACGUCCAGCAGCAGCGCCAGCCACUCAGAGAGGGAAGACAGCAGCAGUCAGAACGGUAUUGCAAGCCACAAUUCCACCCACCCAGUGGAUGGCGCUCAGUUGCCCCACGUAAAUCCAGUCAAACCUGAGACAGUUCAGUCCAACGGUCCCUCCCAUCCGUCAGUGGAAGCUCCGCCUCCUCCCAUUUCAGACAACAACUCCAACGGCUGCAGCCAACCCAGUGCGCCCAGCCAUGACCAAAACGGUUCUCUGGAGCCUUCGCUGGACCACAGAGACACAGCAACAGCAGCAGCACAUGAAAGGCCAGCCAAGAGAUGCAGGACGGAGGCAGAGCCACUGGGCCAAAGUGAGGUGGAACCAUCCAGAACGCAGGAGAACUGAAGGAUACAGAGUUCAGUGAUGUAGACUUUCAAUAGACGCUGAAUUAGGGGGGGAAUUGUCCCCACUGCUCCAUCUCUGGGCAGAGCUGAGGGGUUAAGAGCUUGAGGAAAGAGCCCCUCAUGGCCCGUGAGCGCAGUAUCUCUUGAGAGCAAAGACUCUUUGAUAAGGUCACUGAAAGUCACACCUUGAAGAACACAGCCAACCAAACUGCAGCUGGUCCUCCAGGAGAGGCAGUGGCCGCUCCGUCUCCCCCGUCCCUCCGACCCAUCCAUGUACUGACCGCCUGCAGAGCUCAUCCCAAAGCACCACAGCUCCAUCCUCUCCUACAAAACUUCUUCUUCUACCCAUCGUCUUUAUUCCCUUUUUGGAGACUGACUGACAAAAUUUUUGCCAAGAAUUUCAUUUUUUUUUCUAUUUGUACUAAAAGAAAUCACCUGUGAUAUUUUUUUACACAAGAGAUAUUUAUAUUUUUUAACAAAAGAAAACUAUGAUAGUUGACUGCUGUUCAAGCGAUUUGAACAUUUGGUGAAACGAGGAACGCGUUUUAAACGAUGAUGUGCUUAAGUUGUCAAAAAGAGGCAAAGUAGGCAAACACAAGAUGAGUAAUGCUGCGCUCACUUGGAGUCAGGCAGGACGGUAGACGGCAAAUUGGAUAUUGUUUUUGUGGAUGAGGGCAGGAUGGGAAAAUGAGGUGGGUCCAGCAAAGAAUGCCUGUAAGGAGAGACCUAACUCGUUGCUGUCUUUUGCCGUAACAUAGCUCCUUCACACACACAGAAAAUCUGAAGAAUCACUGGACAUUACAAGCAAAAUAACAUAAUGAACACAAAAUAAUUUAAUUUAAAGGUUCUGUAUGUAACUUUAAGAAAAUCCUUUUAUUAGUGAGACUUCUCUCUGAUGCUGUUGCUUGCGCUCCGGUGCUCAUACUCUGCAGCCACGAGCAAGCACCUGGGCAUCGGCCAAAGUAAGACAUUGGUUGUGGUGAUAGAAGGCACGAAAAAUCAUACUAAGAAUAAUGUUACUAUGCAAUAAAAUAUAUUUUAUUUGGACCAUUUGCUCCAUGAUACCAAAUAUUUUACGGUUUGCAAAUCACAUUAGCAUAGCAAAGUUACAGCUAACAUUAGCUCAGGUUAGAGUUAGCUUGUUGGCCACAACUGCAUUGCUCUUGGCUAGCAGAAAGUACUUUGUAUCAUUACGUCUUUUACUGUUGGCUAAAUCAACACCAAUAUGCCUAAGUUAGUAGCAUGUAUCACGUUAGCUGGGGAAGUAAUUUGGCAAACUAUCCACUUAACAAAUCCACUCAGAUAGUAUUUUGCUAACGAUAACAUUUAAGUUAAGCUAACUUUAACCAGCUAAGCUACUCUGCUGUCAAUUAAACGGCAAGUGAGUCAAGUUACCAGCCAGAUCAGCCAUGGCGUCUGGAUUAAAUAAAUGCUUAUUACACAAGACUUGAUGGCAGCUCAGACGUUAGCAACUGUAGCAACUUGAAUUCAGCCAGCACAAACCCCGGUCCUGGGGUUCACAGUGGGCAGGUGGCCAGCAGCAGCAACAAACUGUACUUAUCCGGCAAGGACCCGGGACUGGACCCCUGGCACUCAGGCACUCUGUCUUGCUCGGGCUGUAUUCAAGAAGCUAAGUGAAGGUCUGUCUCCUCUGGGCCGCUGCUAAAUGUAUGUAACGAAAACAGCAUGUGUGGACUCGUUGGUGGACUCCAUUUCUUAGCUUACGUUAGCUAGUGUCGCACACUGUUAGCGCUAUAGCAGACCUGAAGUGAGGCAAGGCACUUGGGAAUGCACGUAACACCUCAACCUUUGGAUUUCUGGGGCAAAUUUCAGCCUGAGUCCUUGACGUAGAAGUCAGUCCACAGGCUGCUCGAGGCAACCAAGAAAAGUCACGCCACAAACUGUUCACCCAUCGGCAAUAAAAAAUGAUUUAUACUACUAAAAAGUUGCAUACAGAACCAUUUUCUUCCAUUCUUUAUAAACAAUAUAGUGUCACCAUCGCAACAUAUCAUCAUGCAUGUUUUGUUUUACUGCCACUUUCCCGUGCCAUCCAGAAGGCGUUGGUCUGCCCUCUACCGUCGGCCUGAUCCCAUGUGAUGGCAGCAUACAGCUGGUGCUGUCGCUCUGUAGUUGCACUUUGAUUGUAUGUUCCUCAUCUUCACUGAUAAGGAGCGGUGUCGAAACCCAGCAGAAAUACAUUUUUCACUCCUCUUCUGAACCCGGCCUCUAUCAUGGCUGUUUGUUGAAUCCUGAUAAAUAAACCAAUGGGUUCGUCCCCCCGCGGGUUUGUUUGUGUAAAGCAGCUGACAUCAGUGAUGUCCUGUAUUAUAACUCAUCAUGUAGAAGAUCGCUGUAUUUUUGGAUUUUCAUAGUCAGUGCUUUGCUCGACGCUUUGUUUUUACUAGACAGAAUGUCCGUGAUUUUUAAUGUAAAGUUUGUAUAGAUUUCUUACCUUGAGCAGUUGGUACAUUUUUUAAUAACUGUCUGUUCAUCUCUGUACGUUCCGGUCUUCCUCGUAGGCUGUUGCUUUUUGUUGAGGAAAUCUUUGGCCUGUGUUGCUCUGAGGUGGAUGUAAUGAAAACAGUAGCCAUUCCUUUUCCCCUCUCUGUUUGGCAGCACUUCCCAUUCCUGUGUGACCUUGCACAAUCUGAAAUGUUUGUUGCAUCUUUUGUGCAUAGAAAAAGCCCCACAUUGUGGUUGAGUGUGCUGCUUGCCUUUGUUUUGAAACCUCUGCUUACUCACAGUGCUCGGUUUGAACCGAUAUUUCCUGUCGUUCCUCGGUCAGUGGCUUCAGAGUUCAGAGCAGUGGAUUUCCAGCAUUGAAACAGCCCCAGGUCGACACGAGGGUGUGACCUGGAAGACCUUAAUUUGUUUUGGUACAGUAGCUGUUCAGCUUGAUGCUUACGCGUUUUACUUUGUACUCCAGCUUUGAACUUACAUUCACAAAUUAAGAUAAGUUUGUCUCAGAUAAUGUUGAUCCAUGUAGUCCUUUCUUUCCCUUUGUUGACAAUGAUGUCUUUUUUUCUUCUUUUUUUUUUCUCUGUAAAUGACGACAUGAAUAAAAACGAAGUGUAUUCCAAGACUGGCUAUGGAUGGAAUAACAUUGGCUAUAUUUAAUAAAUGUAUUAAUAAGUCUGGGUUGUUGUGAGUUUUCAAACAUAAGCUCGAGCUUCACAGCUUGAUCCAAAGAUGAUUUAAUUUGUUUUUCUGUCUGUAAUAAAUAUUAUUUAUCAUUAUUAACGCUCUUAAUACUGUUCGAGGCAACCCCCUCCUAAUGUGACUACACUGUAAGAAAUAAAC